Folsomia candida is the source of this 1919-nucleotide messenger RNA. RefSeq lists its product as uncharacterized. NCBI's taxonomy places the organism in Eukaryota, Metazoa, Arthropoda, Collembola, Entomobryomorpha, Isotomidae. The transcript is spliced from 4 exons. The record is from RefSeq and is a predicted model, not a curated record. The coding region runs from base 273 to 1307 and encodes 344 amino acids.
ACUGGCCAGCAUCGCGACCCGAUAUGGGAAAAAUGACGAGCGUUCUUUCCCUUUUUGUCGCCGCUUGAAGCGAACACGAUAUACACAUAACUUGGUUUCUUUUUGCAAAUCGUGGUCUUACAUAAAUCCAUAAAUUACCCUGCUCCCCGUGGCAAAAUUAUUCUGCAUAUAGAAUCACCCCCGGAAAUUGAGGCACGACAAGCGGAAGUGAAAGCAACAGGCUGCAAACACGUUUUUUCCCAAUAAUUAGAAAUCCACGCUACUUUUUUGCCAUGCAUUUAUCCGGAUUUGAAAAAUGUGAUAAAGAUUUUUGCCAAAAUAUCUUAACCGACGAGGAGAAGGAAGAUUUUUACAAAAUGGAAAAUACGUCCUCGUCGUCAACAAUAACUUUGUCACCACCAAUCUUAUCAGUGAGGCGAGGACGACGAGGAGGAGGGAAAAUAAUUGAGUCUCCUUGUGCUCUAUUGCUAUGUGUGUGUGUCACCCUUCUGAUCCAGUCACCUCUGAGGACGUCGGCCCAUUUAGCGUCAUUCAUCAGCUCAGAAGGAAGACCAAAUCUUACUCAGCGUCCCAUCCGCGGUCCAACGGUACCCACGCUGCCGUACUUUGCACCGUCAUCCUCGGAGGUUUUGAGGCUGCCUGGUCUCACAUUUAUGGGGAGUGGGGGUUCCUCCUCCUCCGAGAGGAAAAUGUACUUAAGGAAUAUGAAUGAUCGCUCAUUUGCCAACGUCAACACUGGGAUCUCAACAAGUGGCGGUGGUGGUGGUGGGAACGAGGGCAUGCUGCUUGACUAUGAAGAUAAGCCCACUUUCGUACCCUACAUCGGCCCACGUGCCCUGAGCAGCGUGAAAGCAUACUUGAGACAUCUCCGAGACAAUUUGGAGGCCCUGCAGUCCUCGGAAUAUUCUGGUGGAGGUGGUGAAAUUGACUAUGAGGAGGAGCAGGAAGACGAGGAAGGUGACAAUGGUAAGAUGGACGAAGUUACCGCAUCUGAACGACGCCAACACCUCCAGAAUGAUAGGCAGCACUCGAGAAGACAUGUCAACCCGUCAGAAUAUUGGGGUGGCGUUGACUCUGAUCGCCCCAGAUAUCACCAAUGGACUCGGAACCCUUCGUCCUCCUCCCACUCGGACAGUUCCCACCAUGGACCAAACUUGCGUAAAUUUGUGGACCCACCACCCCCAAUAUUUCCUGACAGUUUUGUCAUUCGAAAACCCAUGGCCACAAAUUACAGUCCAUCCUGGUCUUACACGAAGCUUGGGUUGGGGAAACGUGCGGCAGGAUUGAUGCGACGACGACGACGAUGAAGAUGAGAUCGAAAAGUUACGAUGGAUCAAAAAUUAUGACAUUUAUGUAAAUUUCUUAUAUGUAUUAAGUUUACACAGCUAAUUGUAACCUACAUAAUUUUUACCGAAUUAUGAAAUCUAAUGUUUCCUAUUUGGUAGUUUGCUUUUGCAAUAUUACACAAUUAUCUUAUGAAACACCAACCAGUACUCAAGUCCUGGCCUAAUUUGCUGCUCCAAUUGUCUACUCGAUAAGCAAUUAUGUAUCUUAUUAAAUAAAAUAUUUCAUUAUUCACCAAUUUACAUACCAAAUAUUUAGAUAAGUAAGAAACAGUCCAAAACUAACUAGACAAAUUGAACUUUUCAGAGUUACUGCAUUUUAAUGCACGAAUUUUACUUUCGUUUUUGUAACACUUGAAAAACUAUUUACUCCAUAAUUACAUACCUAUUAUUACGCUACUGCAUGAAAAUAGUGAAAAAGAUGGUUGAUGGUAAACAAAUUCAUUAUUAUUUGGAACUCAUUUGCAAAAUCGAGUUUAUGGUUUAAAAAUAAAUAAAUAACUUACAAAUUCUGACUGAAAUUUUAAUUACCACAACUUUUCCGUGUACUUGUAUGUAAAACUUUUACUAACAUGA